Messenger RNA from Vespa crabro (European hornet), 1104 nucleotides. It is a transcript of the gene Rrp40, whose product is annotated as exosome complex component RRP40. Gene Ontology annotation, biological process: CUT catabolic process; exonucleolytic trimming to generate mature 3'-end of 5.8S rRNA from tricistronic rRNA transcript (SSU-rRNA, 5.8S rRNA, LSU-rRNA); U4 snRNA 3'-end processing. NCBI's taxonomy places the organism in Eukaryota, Metazoa, Arthropoda, Insecta, Hymenoptera, Vespidae. Gene Ontology annotation, cellular component: nuclear exosome (RNase complex); cytoplasmic exosome (RNase complex). The record is from RefSeq and is a predicted model, not a curated record. The transcript has 3 exons. Bases 347 to 1057 code for a protein of 236 amino acids. Gene Ontology annotation, molecular function: RNA binding.
AUCAAUAUGUAUUCAAAUUCAAUCUAACUAAUUAGUUUUAUAAUAUUUUGCAUAAUAUACUACAACUAUAAAAUAAAAAUUAAAUUGUUAAUGAUAUUAUUUAUCUUAGCGCGUGUUGUGCUAUGUAUUAAAAUGUUUAAUUUUUAUAAAAUACACAAUAUUGCAUAUAAUGUAAUAUACUUUAGAUAUACGAGUAAUAUAUUAAAAAAAUUACGAUGUUUUUACGACAAUGUAGUAGACUAGAAUGAGGUUAUCUUAGUGUAUGUUUAUUAAUAUAGAUAUAUUUCCUCGACUAUUGUCUUAUUUUGGAUUAACAUUUGAAUUAGAAUUUUCUGCGAUUUGAAACAUGGAGGUUAAUGUUGAUGAUAUUGUUAUGCCAGGGGAUAUUGUAAAAGAUAUUUUUAAAAAUGAUAUAAAAGAAACAGUUGUAUUGGGACCUGGACUUCGGCGUGAAGCUGACACAGUUUUUAUUUGUAAAGCUGGUAUUCUCAAAAAACGACCUCCUGCUGUAUAUUAUGUAAACAAUUAUCAAAAACGUUAUGUACCUACUCGAGGAGAAAAUGUUAUUGGUAUUGUCAUCCAAAAAGUAGGAGAUAUAUUUAAAGUAGAUAUAGGUGCAAAAGAGAGCGCAGCUCUUUCGUAUUUGGCAUUCGAAGGUGCUACAAAGAAAAAUCGUCCAGACAUUCAAGUUGGAGAUAUUGUGUUUGCAAAAUUACUUGUAGCUAUCAAAGAUAUGGAACCAGAACUUGUAUGCGUUGAUUCUCAAGGAAAACAGAAAAAAUUAGGUGUUUUAAGUUCAGACGGUAUGCUAUUUACUUGCACCUUAAAUCUCGUAAGGAAACUGCUUAAUCCAGAUUGUCCAUUAUUUAAUUUUCUUGCAAAAAACCAAGCAUACGAAGUUGCCAUUGGUAUGAAUGGAAAGGUAUGGAUUAAAACAAAGUCGAUACAUAUAACUAUCGCAAUUGCUAAUGCAAUUCUAGCAGCGGAGUAUACAUCUCCAGAAAAGAUGCAAGAUCUAUGCAACUCAAUUGAAAAAACAUUACUUAUGUUAACGUAAUAAAUAAAACUAAUAUGAUUAAUAAAUACAAUCGAAAUACACAAUAA